Molecule: messenger RNA, 1671 nt
Organism: Sphaeramia orbicularis (orbiculate cardinalfish)
Lineage: Eukaryota; Metazoa; Chordata; Actinopteri; Kurtiformes; Apogonidae
Gene: hacd3
Product: 3-hydroxyacyl-CoA dehydratase 3
Exons: 11
Coding region: 129-1190 (353 amino acids)
Biological process (GO): very long-chain fatty acid biosynthetic process; fatty acid elongation; sphingolipid biosynthetic process
Cellular component (GO): endoplasmic reticulum membrane
Molecular function (GO): 3-hydroxyacyl-CoA dehydratase activity
Source: RefSeq, a predicted model, not a curated record
ACUGACAUUAUCCAUUAAUGACAAGAAGAGUGCUCGCGCAAUUUAUUUUCCCUUUCUCUUCAGAGUUGAAUUUGCUUAAAACAACGAUAAAGCAUUGUUCCUGUAGAGUAAAUGACUAAAAAGUGACGAUGGCUCUCACGCCACACGUUUACUGGGCUCAACGCCAUGACGACAUUUAUCUGCGGGUGGAGCUGACAGACGCACAGAACAUCAGUGUGAAAGUACAUGAAAAUGUGCUUCGGUUUAGAGCUCAGGGCCGUGGUGCAAAGGGGCAAAAUGAAUAUGAGUUCAGUUUGGAGUUUCUUCUACCUGUAAAGCCAGAGAUAAGCUACAAGUCUACACAACGGCAGGUGAAUAUUACACUGCAGAAAGAGCAGCGUGGCUGGUGGGAAAAACUGACGGUGCAUGAGCGCAAGCCAGUCUUCCUAGCACCUGACUUUGACCGCUGGCUGGACGAGUCAGAUGCAGAGAUGGAGAUCCAAGAAAGGGAGGAGAAACUGAAGGCUAAACAUGGUCCAGAUAAUGCCUUUGACAACCCAAAAUUAGGAUUUUUGUUUUCAUAUAACUUGGUGCAGUUCCUUGGCUUUUCAUGGAUCUUUAUAAACAUGACUGUGCGACUUUUUAUCUUUGGUCAAGAUUUUCUAUAUGAUACAUUUCACUCCAUAUCGAAAGUGAUGUUCUUCUGCCAGAUCCUGGCGUCAGUGGAGGUCUUAAAUGCUGCUUUCGGGGUUGUAAGAACACGAGUCCUUCCAAGUCUUAUACAGGUCGUUGGAAGGAAUUUCAUCCUCUUUAUCAUUUUUGGCAGCUUAGAGGAAAUGCAGAACAAGCCAGUUGUGUUUUUCGUCUUCUACUUGUGGAGCUCCAUUGAGAUUAUCAGGUAUCCAUUUUACUUGCUGAGCUAUUGUGAUAUUGAGUGGAAAACCCUGACAUGGCUGCGAUACACAGUCUGGAUACCACUGUACCCUUUAGGGGUUUUAGCUGAAGCUGUGGCUGUGAUACAAGCAAUUCCCAUGUUUGAUGAAACUAAACUCUUCAGCAUUCCUCUGCCCAAACCCAUCGGUACCUCUGUCAGCUUCUCCUACAUCCUUUACAUCUAUCUGGUUCUCAUGGUUUUGGGACUUUAUAUCAACUUCUGUCAUCUCUACAAGCUAAGGAUGAGGCGUAUCCAUACCAAGAAGAAAGCAACUUGAGCUUUGGGACACAAAUCUAUUCAAAUACCUUUGCUGCCUCCACAUCACUGGGGUAACCAGUUGAGAAAUUUUCUGAAGCGAUUUAAAAAAAAAUAAUAAAAAUUAAACACUGAAAUCCCUUUUGUCACAGUUACAUGAACAUCCUAUAGAUGAUAGAAGUAUUCAUCAUUUCAUUUAUGGUUUGUUUACUUUGGAUCUAAUAUAGUAGUCCAUAUUGUAUAGGUUAGUAAACAGCCAUAGUAUGUCAUGAAAUCUGACGUGUAUGUGUUUUUUUUUCCAUUCCUUAUGAUCUGGACUGUUUAAUGCAUUGGUAUUGUUUCACUGUAAGGCCUACAAAGACAACUCAGACUCAUUUAUAACACCUACUGAAUUUAUUGUUUCAUAUUUCAUAACCACCCCCUUAAACCUCAGGGAUACUGCUGACUCACAGUAUUUUGUCAAUGUUCAACGUCCUGCUAUAAAUAAAAGCAUUUCCUUCCUU